AUGUCACUUCAAAACACUACCAAUGGUCAAGAUCAAAGAGCAUUUUCUCAGCAAGUUUUUCAAAAGGUAAAACCGUUUUGCGUUCAGCUUACUCAAGAAGCACUCAUGUCUACUAUCAAUGAAUCAAAAGUAGUCUCCCUUUUAACGGCAAUUGAAGAUGAGUUGAAAUCUGCUUGUCCAGACGGUCGAACACGAGCGGAACUAAUACUUUUACCGAACAUUGCUGACUACAUCUUUUUCCCUAUAUCAAACUUAUUAAAAAAACUGGACUUGAGUGAUGCAAUUGUACAGCAUAUCUUGUCUAUAAUUGGUUACUUGGUGGAACAUUGUUGGAAGUUCAAUGUCAAUCACUCCCUUUUCGACCAGUUGUUUCCGUUGGUUCUUUUUCUAAUUGGAGGGGACUCGAAUAUCAGUUCAAGCUCUAUCAAUGCCAAGUCAUUAAGAUUUAAGGCUUCGUCGGUUUAUACGCUUAAUGAGGUGGUGCAUUCGCUUAACAAUUCCUAUUUUCUGGAAGCCGAAAGAAGACUUCACUUUUUAAGCAAAAGCAUUAUUUUGGCACUCGAAAUACUCAAUUCUACACGAGCAAGUGAUCAAGAGGCUGUUGGUGUCCUCGUUGAUUGUUGCCAGUUAAUACAAAAUUCGGUUCUGAAGCUAGAUUCGGAAAAAAAGUCAACCAUUCUUCCUGGUAUAGUUUCGGGAUUGACCAAUUUCGUCUCCUUAAACUCAAACAUCAAUUAUCGAUUGUUUAUCCAAAUAUUGCGAUUAUUGUCCAGUAUCAUAUGUAGCUCUUUCAAUGACAGAGAUCUACAUGCAAACUUGAAUUUGGACGGUGUGGCAAACCUUUCGGAGAUUCCCACGGUAUGGGAUGAGGAUGAGAAGACACUUGAUGGUUCCGAAAGGAGCGAUAUUUCAAUUCAAGAACAUGGGCAUAGGACUAUGCUGUGGCUUAUAGCAACCUCGAAACAAUUGAAGAUUACCUUGGUCAUUCUUUUCAAGUCACUUCUACUAAGUUCAAGAAACAAGGAUCGUUUACGAACAAGAGCUGAGCUUAGUGAAGAAGUUUUAAAUUUCAUUACAUCAGUCAUGGGCAGCUGCUUUAUAUCCUUAUAUAACGAGUUUAUCCCUCUAGUUUUAGAUAUUUGUGCAAUACUGGUUUUUGCAUCGUCUUGGGAAAAAGAGGACUCAAAUACAAAAAUUGUGCAAAUUUGCUCUAGGAUUAUGGAGGUUAUUGAAACUGAUGAUGACAAAUGUAAUGCCUACUACGAAGUAGUGAGAGGGAAGCUAUCGAGUUUGAUUGAUAACAAAUUAUCAGUGGUUUUUUUUUCAACAGAUGAAGACAAAGUGACACUAAACUUGGAUGCCAUCAAGCUUCAUUUUGCAAUGCUUGGCCGAUUAUCAUGGAAGCAAGAAAGUGAUUCUACUGAGUUGAAACUGCUAAAGAAACGGUGUUUGCUGUUGUUGCUGGAGAUGACAGUGGAUUAUGUAAAAUUGGAAAAUUCAAAGCGUCCAAACUCCUCGUCCCUGGCUCCUUCGUUAUUGGUUGAUGUCAAUACGCUGAACCAACUAGACAAUAUAGAGCUUCCUGGUCAUAUCAAUGCCAAAAAUAUCAAAACAGUACUGAAAUCAAAGCCUGCCAGUAGGCUUCUGUAUGUGCACCAACUUCAGCUCUUAUCUUCGGAAUGGAAUCAUAACUCAUUUACUUCCGAAGGUGGCUUGACCAUUGGUCUAGGCUCAAAGGUAUUGGAGUCCAAUUUAGUGUCGUUUGUCUCAUUCUUAUCCAAGUUGAAGUACGGAGGUGGAAAUGGUCUUGAGUUGCUGGAUUUAGAAGGUUUAUUGGAAGACUCGAUGAACUCAAGUGCUUUGGAAAAGGGGGUUGCUUUGUGGCUUGCAUCGAAUUUUGCUAGAGAAAGCUUGCAAAAGCUGUACGAUUUUGAUCUCUCUGAGUUUGUGAAUGUUGAAAGCUCGGACGUGAUUAUAAAUGACACUUCAGGUGAAACUGAAGCACCGUAUCUCUUGCUAUUGAAAGCGGAAGAGAUAUUGGAUGUUUUUGCUGAUAAAAGUGGGGAUCUCGCGAACUUUGAUGAUGAGCUAGCGUAUGCUUCAGCUAUUGAAGCGGUUAGAUGUGUUGUUGGUUCAAUAUCUCCCUCCUCAUUUAGAUCUGAUGUGCUCAUGGACUAUUUGCUAUGCUUGUUUCAGUUCUUGACGAUGACAAACAAACCACAAAUUCAAUCUCAGGCCCAACAUACCCUCAAAGCUAUUGUGGAUUGUUAUUAUGACGGCUCGUUGACAAAAUUGAUCUUGGACAAUCUGGAUUAUUUGGUUGACGCCAUAAGUAUGCAAAUGACUGUGGCUAGUAAUUUGACUCCACUGCUUCCUGGAAUAUUGAUAAUCUUAAUCAAGAUUGCGGGAAUGCAAUUAUUGGAAAGCAACCAGCUAUUUGAUAUAUUUUCUGAUAUCUUUGUGAUAUUAGACUCAUAUCACGGGUAUAAUCAGUUGGUGGAAGGAUUUUUCGUAGUGUUUGAAGUGCUCGUGGAACAAGUCAAACAAGCAUUUAUAAAAAAUGACAGGGCAAUUGAGAACCAUAAAAUCAACGAGUCCCCAUUCAAGCCGUGGGGGAUGAUGUGCAAAGAACAAUUGAUGCAUUUUUUGCAAGAUAAAAGUCACAUUGAUCCACUUGCUGAAUUCGAUGCUGGAAAGGAAUACUUCAAGAGAACAGACGAUAAGCCAUUUGGUGAAAUGGAUGAAUUAGGUGGUGAUUCCGACGACGAAGAAGAGGGCGAGCAAAAAGAUGAAGAAAACAUAGAGGCGAACGAAGAACCUUGGAUUUCGCCGAUACCGAAAGUAAUCUAUGACGUUUUGAAACGUAUAUUCAAUUACGGCUUUACAUUGAUUUCUCAACCGUCUUAUACUUUGAAAGCACAAAUCAUUAAAACACUUCGGCUUAUCUUUCCAUUACUUUGUACUGAUUACAAGUUGGUCUUGCCAACGAUGGCAAGUAACUGGUCCGUCUUAGUUACAUUAAUUACGGCGUCCAAUUCAUUGUCAACUGUAGUUGACUUGCGAACUACACUUUCUCGGGAACAGAUCAACAUCACUAUUGAGUCGCUAAAAUUUGUUACCGAGAUUUUGAAUCAGGACAAAAACCAGAAGGAGUACUUUUUUAGCAGCAAAUUUCAAGAAACGUGGAGCUUUAUUUCGAAACAUUCGGAAUUAAUAAAGAAGUCGCUGAAGGUGAAGCAAAAAACCGGCAUUGUUGUUGCAGAGAAAGCACUAGUCACGCUUGAAUCAUUCCCUUUGUUAAAAGAGUCUUUAGUGGAGUUUCUAAUCGUGGGUGCUCAAAAUUACGAAAAGACAAUACCUGACUUGACUAGGUUUGAAAUACUUAAAUUAUGUUACGGACUUCAAAUACCACAGAAUUUGAAUUUUUCACGAGAUACGCAAUGUAUAUUGGAAGUGUUGAAAACAAAAUCUAUACCAUGUACAUAG
Messenger RNA from Lodderomyces parapsilosis, 3486 nucleotides. RefSeq lists its product as uncharacterized. Gene Ontology annotation, cellular component: cytoplasm. Gene Ontology annotation, biological process: chromatin remodeling. The record is from RefSeq and is a predicted model, not a curated record. Bases 1 to 3486 code for a protein of 1161 amino acids. NCBI's taxonomy places the organism in Eukaryota, Fungi, Ascomycota, Pichiomycetes, Serinales, Debaryomycetaceae. The transcript has a single exon.